GCGCGGGCUCGACCGAGGUCCAGUUUCGGGGUUCCCCAGGUGAGCUCGGCCGGGCGGACGUCCUCGCGGACCCCUGAGCCAGGCGGGCCGAGCCAGGCCCAGCCGAGCCGAGCCGAGCCGGCGGCAAGGAGCGAGCAUGGCGCUGGCCGCAGCCGCAGCCGCAGCCGCCGCGGCCGCCGGGGUGAGCCAGGCGGCCGUGCUGGGCUUCCUGCAGGAGCGCGGCGGGAAGGUGCGCGACUCCGAGCUGCUCGGCCGCUUCAAGCCGCUGCUGGACGCCGGCGACCCGCGCGGCCGUGCCGCCCGCAGGGACCGCUUCCGGCAGUUCAUCCGCGACGUGGCCGUGGUGCAGGAGCUCGACGGCGUCAAGUUCGUGGUGCUGCGCACCAAGCCUCCGCGCGCCGAGGACCCGGCGCCGCGCCUGCCCGGCCUCCCCGGGGCUCCAGCCCCGCCGUCGAAGGCCGAGUCCAUUCCCCCGGGGGAGCACCGGGCCCCGGGAACCGCACCCUCGUCCACCUCGGCGCAGCGGCAGGUGGCGCCCGAGGAAGAGCCGGCCCCGCCUUCGGGGCCACCGGACACCUCGGGGGCGCGGGCCUCUGCGGCUGGGGCUCCGGCCCUUGCACCCGCCCAGCCCUCGGGAGGGCCCCCGGGAGACGCGGCCCACCAGUCCGGCGCGCUGUCGGAGGCUGCGGCGCCACAGGCCCCGGAACGGGAGCCUGGGCCACCGCCCAAGCCCUGCAUGCUGCCGGUGCGCUGCGUGCCGGUGCCCGCGGCGCUGCGGGUCCGCGCCGAGGAGCAGGGCCUGCGCCGGCAGCUGUCGGAGGAACCGAGCCCCGGAAGCCCCCCGAUGUUCCGGAGGCGGCUGUCCGUGGAGGAGUCCGGCCUGGGGCUGGGGCUGGGGCUCGGCCCCGGCCUGGGCGCCGGCCGCUCCCCGCACCUGAGGCGCCUGUCGCGCGCCGGCCCGCGCCUGCUGAGCCCCGACGCCGCCGAGGACGCGCCCGCCGCGCCGCCGCCACCCACCGUGCCCCUGGAGCCCGCCGAGCACGAGUGGCUGGUGCGCACGGCCAGCGGCCGGUGGUCCCACCAGCUGCACGGACUGCUGCUGCGCGACCGCGGCCUGGCAGCCAAGCGCGACUUCAUGUCUGGCUUCACUGCUCUGCACUGGGCCGCCAAGAGCGGCGACCGCGAGAUGGCCCUGCAGCUGGUGGAGGUGGCGCGGCGUGGGGGCGCGCCGGUGGACGUGAACGCGCGCUCGCACGGCGGCUACACGCCGCUGCACCUGGCCGCGCUGCACGGCCACGAGGACGCCGCGGUGCUGCUGGUUGUGCGCCUGGGGGCCCAGGUGCACGUCCGUGACCACAGUGGCCGUCGCGCCUACCAGUACCUGCGGCCCGGCUCCUCUUAUGCGCUGCGCCGCCUUCUUGGCGAUCCAGGCCUUCGAGGCGUCACGGAGCCAGAUGCGACCAGCGGUGCCAGCGGUAGCCUUGCGGCCCGGCACCCGGUCCAGGUGGCCGCCACCAUCCUCGGCUCCACCACCAGCGCGUUCCUGGGGGUCCUGGCCGAUGAUCUGAUGCUCCAGGACCUGGCUCGCGGCUUGAAGAAGUCGAGCUCCUUCAGCAAGCUCUUGGGCGCCUCGCCGAUGGCUCCCCGUAAAAAGGCCAAGGUCCGAGGUGGCCUGCCAGCCUUCGGAGAAAGCGCGCGUCGAUCCACUUCCGGGCCUUUAGCUGGUUUAGUGCCCAGUCUGCCCCCUGCAACCUGAAGGACUUUGGGGUGAUGGCCUCUUUUGCUAACAGGCCUGCCUGGUGUGCUCUAAGCCAGCUCGGUUCUGGGGCCCAGCACCUGCGGCCCCAUCUUUAUGUCCAGCUUGCUUCUCUGCAGCCUUUUCCCCGGUAGGCCUGCUCCUCUGAACCCGGAUCUGCCUCCAGACCCGGGAUUCUAGGUCUCAGUGAGGUUUCUGUGGAGAAUCCUUGUAUCAGUCUUAAAGCUGAGAUGGACAGACAGGGCUUGAAAUUUAAGGUCAAAGGUUAAGGGGCAGCAGCUGGUCUGGCCCCUGAAUGCUUAACUAGAAGCCUCUUCACCUAUAUGGUCCCAGGCUUGGACUGCGGCAAGGGUUUUUGCAAUAUUUCUAUUGGGUCCUCAGCUUCCAAGAUACACGGUAGUUUUGUAAUUUGAUCCUUUUAUUCUGUUUUUAAAUGGAAAUGAGGUAAAGCCACUUUCAUAGCCUUUUAAAAUUAUAUUUUUCCAUUUAUAGGCAAAAUGCUCAGACAUUUUCCACCUUUUGCUAAGUAUUUUAGAAUUCUAAGAUCUGUGCUGGGCCUGAUGGUGCACGCCUGGCAUCCCAGCACUGGGGAGGCUGAGGCAGGAGAUUCUUUGCGAGUUCGAGACCAGCCUGGGCUACAAAGUAAGCUCAAGACUGAACUGCAUAGUGAGACCCUGUCUCAAAAAAAACUUAAAAAUUAUCCCCAACAACAAAACUUUUUAAAAAGUUUAUCUACCUCAUUUUAGGCAGUCAGGCUCCCGGAGCGUCCUGAACACAGGACAAUCAGUGUGACCCUCAAGACUGUAACUAAUUUCUAGUGUGCUGUGAACGCUGUCAGGAAGAAGUGCAUCUUGGGAGUAAAAGUGGUUAAACAGAGCAGAGAUAUUUUGGCAAAUACUUUUAAGCCAUGGUGAAGCAUAAGUGUGUUUGGCACUGUUGGGUGGCUAUUUUGAUAUAGCAUGAAUAUAUAACUUUUUAAAAUUGUGAUUUGUGAAUCGCACCUUUGUGUCACGUUUCUGAGUCUUUGAUUUUUAUAUUUAGCUAAGCUAUUCAAUACAAUGGGUGAAUAUUCAAAGAAAAAAAGUCAUAGCAUUACAUCAGAAAAGUGAUGAAACAGUACUUGAUACGAUGACAGAACUCUUGUAUAGAAAAAUUCUGAACAAACAAGAAGUGCAUGGUAAUACAUUUUUUAAAACAAACAACUUAUUCUAAAAUAGCAAAUGAAGUGCUUUUGUUAAGAGACCUUGGAUGUGCCUGUCUGAAGAAUUGAGAAGGCUUGUAGAUAUUGCCAAGAUGUCCCGGGUUUGGCACAAUCCAGUUAUGAUGGCACUUUUUGUUUUAAAGAUGGUACUGGCCACAGUGGCACAUGCCUGUAAUAGCAGCACUUGGGGAGGCUGAGGCAGGAGGAUCACUGUGAGUUCCAGGCCAGCCUGGAAUAUAAAGAGAGUUAAAGGCCAGUCUGAACUUCAUAGUGAUAUUCUGUCUCUAAAAACAAAAACAAAUAAAAAUGAGAUCUAUGUGCUCAACCAACUUUUUCAUGUGAUAUUAUUCUGCUUUUGCAAAUUAUGUUUGCAUGUGAUUAGCUAUGAAAUGGUUGUUAUGGUACAGGACAGUGGGGCUUUCCUAGUCCCCCAACUAUGUAUCAGUGAGGCCUCUGAAAUUAUACAGCAAUCACUUAUGGAAUGUUUUGAUUUAAAAAUGAAAUAAACAGUCCUCCAUUUUGUUUCUGCAA
Cavia porcellus (domestic guinea pig) is the source of this 3488-nucleotide messenger RNA. It is a transcript of the gene Sowaha, whose product is annotated as sosondowah ankyrin repeat domain family member A. The record is from RefSeq and is a predicted model, not a curated record. Bases 137 to 1756 code for a protein of 539 amino acids. Gene Ontology annotation, molecular function: protein binding. The transcript has a single exon. NCBI's taxonomy places the organism in Eukaryota, Metazoa, Chordata, Mammalia, Rodentia, Caviidae.